AUGAAUACCAAUAAUCAAAAUAUCAAAUAAUAGGAACUUGAAUAAUCAUUUAUUUAAGAUGUGGAAGUUAUAAUAAUUGAUAACAAAGAAGAAGAGUUAGAGAGAAACUCACUUAAAUCAGAUUAAGAGUAUUAUUUAUUUUAUAUUAUAUAAAGUAUUCAUCAAUGGGAAUAAGGGGAGGUACUUGGAUAAGGUGCUUUUGGGAAAGUUGUAAUGGGACUCUAGAAGAACGGACAAAUAAUGGCUGUGAAAUAAGUUUUUAUUUAGAAUCAAAAUGAUGAUGUAUUAGAUGUAAAUAUUAUAGAAAGUGAAACAAUUAUAAAAAGAAAUUGAAAUGUUGAGUAGAUUAUAACAUCCAAAUAUAGUGCGUUAUAUAGGAUGUGAAUAAAAAAACUAAUUCAUAAAUAUAUUUCUAGAAUAUGUUAGUGGAGGUUCAGUAUAAACAUUGUUAGAAAGAUUUGGAUGUUUUAGAGAGAGACUUAUCAAAACAUAUUUGAAAUAAAUACUGUUAGGAUUAAGUUAUUUACAUGCAAAGAAUGUUAUUCAUAGAGAUAUUAAAGGAGGAAAUAUUUUAAUUGACAAUUCUGGUCGAUGUAAACUAGCAGGUAAUUUAAAUCUUAAUUGUAGAUUUUGGCAGCAGUAAGUAAUUGAGUGAUAUAACUCAUGAUACUGUAGGAUCUAUUUGUGGAACUCCCAAUUUCAUGGCUCCAGAAGUAAUUAAUCAAGAAUAAUAUGGAAAAAAGGCAGAUAUUUGGAGUCUUGGUUGUACAAUAAUAGAAAUGGCUACUGGAUAACCUCCAUAUUCUGAGUAUAAAGAUGCUAUUGCUGUUAUGGUGAGGAUAGGUAAAUCUACAUAACCACCUCCAAUACCAUCAUAAUUAUCAUCUCCUGAAGCUAAAGAUUUUCUAUCUAAAUGUUUGUAGAUUGACCCUAAAUAAAGAGCUACAGCAGAUGAACUAUUGAAACAUCCCUUUUUAGAAGAACCUAAAUCAAAUUCAUUACUAAAAAAGACUACAUCCUAUAAAUUUAAUUAAAGGUAGGUCUAGAAAUAUCAUUAUCAAAACAAAAAUUCUUUUUUGUUAGAUGCUGAAAAUUAAGAGUAAGAGAUUUAACCAGUUUCACCAUAAUUUUAAGGAUAACAAGGAUAGAGUUCAACAGAAACUAAUUUAAUUACAGUUAAGAAGAAGAAAGAAAAACCAUAAUAUUAAUUAGUAAUAGAACCAGAAUAAAAUGAUUAUAUUUUAACAGGAUAAGAAACAAAUAUAGCUGAGAAUCGAAAUAAAUUUCAAUUUUUAGAGUAUAAUGAAGUCAACCUCAAGGAAACCUACAUAAAACCAUUUAAUAAUAAGGAGAACUAAGAUAAUUUAUAAAAUGAGUUAGACAAAAUAUUAGGAUAAUACAUUAGUUGA
This is a messenger RNA of Paramecium pentaurelia, 1409 nucleotides long. NCBI's taxonomy places the organism in Eukaryota, Ciliophora, Oligohymenophorea, Peniculida, Parameciidae. The record is from the annotation of a GenBank genome assembly.